This is a messenger RNA of Scomber scombrus (Atlantic mackerel), 1011 nucleotides long. RefSeq lists its product as uncharacterized. NCBI's taxonomy places the organism in Eukaryota, Metazoa, Chordata, Actinopteri, Scombriformes, Scombridae. Bases 1 to 1011 code for a protein of 336 amino acids. The transcript is spliced from 6 exons. The record is from RefSeq and is a predicted model, not a curated record. Gene Ontology annotation, biological process: response to bacterium.
AUGAAGGGUUCUCGGGGUGCGACCAUCGGAGCCACGGCAGGAUGUGCAGACGAUAAGAUUUUUGUGACAGAGACUGUUGGUGUUGGAGAUGAUGUGACUCUGACAUGUACCCGCCCGACUAAAACAACCACCUUAUUCUGGAUCAGGCUUGUUGCUGGAAACUUGCCUGAAUUCUUGGGAGGAACAUAUAGUUUUGCUCACGAUGGUGUUAAUAAGACUCCUCGCAUUACAACUAAACAAGAGCCUGGGACAUUUGUCCUGCAUAUUAAUAAAGCUGAGCUAAGCGAUACUGGACUUUACUACUGUAUAAAUGUAGCUGAACUUAACAUGACAUUAUUGAAAGGAACAUUUCUGAGGAUUGAAGGACCAGAACCUGAUAUCAUUGCUGUCACUGAAGACUUUCCAUCUGAUCCAGUCCGUCGAGGAGACUCUGUGACUCUCCAGUGUUCAGUCCUCUCUAACUCUGAGAGUAAAACAUGUCCAGAAGAACACAAAGUGUUCUGGUUCAGAGCUGGAUCAGAUGAGUCUCAUCCUAGUUUUAUUUUUGCUCAUGGAAAUAGAAGUGAUGAAUGUGAAAAGAGUCCUGAGGCUCGUUCUGCACAGAAAUGUGUCUACAGCUUCUCUAAAAGCGUCAGCUCCUCUGAUGCUGGAACCUAUUACUGUGCUGUGGCCACAUGUGGGGAAAUAUUAUUUGGAAAUGGAAUACAAAUGGACAUUGAAGUCAACAUGUGGGAUUUGCAGAAGGCCAACACAGUUCUGCUUCUGUUGUGUGCAGCUUUGGCUGCAAGUCUGCUUGUCAUUGCCCUCCUGAUUUAUUCCAACAAGAAAAAAUUGUGUGAUUGUUGCAACGCCAGUAAUGAUCAGCAACGUCAGCAGAGAAAUGAAGACUCUGUGGUUUAUUCUGCACCAAAAUUUACCAACAGGAAAGUUGGCAAAGCGGGGAGAAGGAAUGUAAGCCCAUCGGAGGGAGAGACGAUCUACAACGAUGUCAGAGCUUUUGUGGCAGAUUGA